CUUCUGUUUACAUCCGGGAAUUUGACAAACAAAAUGGCCGACGAAGAAACGGCAGACCGCGACGAUGCGAGUUGUUCUGUGGGAAAUAACAUAUUCGAAAUUUUGCAAAAUCAAUCAAAGACAGACGCAACAAAACCACAAGUAUCUGUUCGAGUUGAAGACAAAGCUGACACAAACGGGAAGAGUAAGAAAGAUCCAUUUUUAUUUCGUAACCUACCUGGGCUCCAUGUUUCCCAUGCUGUUGACCCUGUGCAUGUUUCAUCAGACAACAACAGCAAAUUGAGCUCCUUUGAUGAGUCUAGUUCGUCCCCCGAAAAUAAAAGACUGCAUUUAACAGUAUCGCAGCAAGGAGCCAAUAUUCCGGAUCCAUGUGUCAGUCCUGAGUCCAAUAAGAGAAAACGCAUUCAGCAUGACUACAGGAGGCUGUCUAACUCUGGGUACCUAGAUGAUUAUGUUUGUCGUGAAGGAAGGUUUUCCUCAACAAGUGAAUCAGAAGCUGGUGUCUCCCCAUCCCCUCCAAAGACCAAAAUGAAACCUUCAGUGAAUGGUGCUUCAGUUGUUUCUCCAAAAGGAUCAUCCCCUGGGAAGAAAGAGAUUUUGGUGAACAUUGGGAGUAACGAUGUAAAAGACAGCCCUAUCAAAUUAGAGCCAACAUCGGGGAUUCCAGAAAAGAAGGAAAAGAAGCACCACCACCAUCACUCCAAGCACCACCGACAUCACAAACACAAGCACCACACAGAAAGAAGGCAAGGGCCAGCAGAACUCACUAACCAAAGUCAUGUGGAGUCCACAGGUAAAAGUCCGGGUUUACUCGGUGACGUGACGGACUCGCCACAGAAAACCUACAUUCUAAGUCGGGACGAGUUCACUAAUACAAUAAGGAUUUCCUCCAGCAAGAAGCGCAUUGUGAACAACUGUGGAGUACAAGUCAACCUAAGGAGACGAACUGAAAAUAAGUAUGUGCAGGUGAAUUUGUCAAGGAGGCAUGAUACGUCAGGUGUUCAGACACCUGAAAAGGUGAGUGUGAAUGGACAUAGCAUUAAACACAGCGUGAUAACCGGCUCGCGGGUGUCUCGAGGGGUACAGACUGUUCAGACUGCAGAAAGCACAGCUAAGACCCCCAAACCAAUAGAGAUCGUACCUAAAACAGAGAGCACAGCUAAAACCCCCAAACCAACAGAAAGACAGCAGCACAGUGAGAAAAGUUCCGAAAGGAAAGAGGAGAGCAUAGACACUGAAAAAUUGAUCGAUUCAAAGUUUGUUCCAUAUGAUAAACAUCUGUCCGCCACUUGCGUAGAUAAUCCGCUUGUGAAAUCGAAAUUUAAACAUCUGAUGCAUUUGGAGCAGUACCCCAAUGGUGGAGCGUUAGUUCUUCAUGUGUAUCAAAGUGAAAUCUCUAAACUGUCUCCAGAAGAGAUGGAAGAAUUUGUGAGGGACUAUUUUGACUUUGUGUAUGGGGAGAGCAGUGAGGGGGUGGCACACUGUGUGAUGGGCAUUGUGCACGACGCAAUCACAGACAUGCCUGAUUUCAUUGAUUACUUUGCAGAGAAACAUCCAGAAAUCAUCGUCAAGGCAGGAGUUUUGGGCAAGUCAGACAUUGAAACAAUGACAAUGACGAAGUAUCAGGAACAAAUGGUGAAGUCUUACAUGAAUGGAACUUUUCGGUGUGGACCCCUCCUGCAGAUCAGUUUAGUGGGCACAGUGCAUGAGGAGGUGGGGGGAUUCUUUCCUGCCUUUUUAGAUGUGCUGGAAGCCAACCCGUUCCUGAAGGUGGUGAUGCCCUGGGGUUCUCGCUCGGUGGUUCCCGACAUGCCCAGAAACCGGAGCAAUGAUGGACCCAUUCUGUGGGCAAGGCCUGGGGAACAAAUGGUCCCCACGGCAGACCUCCCGAAGUCCCCGUAUAAACGGAAAAGGGGACUGAAUGAGUUGAAGAAUCUCUCCUAUCUUCCUCGGGCCUCUGAGCCUCGGGAGAACUUGGUGGAGGAUCGGACUCGGUGCCAUGCUGAUCACGUGGGUCAUGGCUUUGACCGGAUGACCACUGCUGCUGUUGGCAUGCUGAAGGCGGUCAAGUCUGAGGAGCAGGAUGGUUGCAGCAGUGACUCGCGGGCCGUGAAGGACGUGAUCUGCUUCCACUCAGGAGAUUUUGUACAGCUGGUGGACAAGCUACAGCUAGAUCUACACGAACCACCUGUCUCACAGUGUGUUACAUGGGUGGAAGAUGCCAAGUUAAACCAGCUACGCAGAGAUGGAGUCCGUUAUGCUAGGAUACAGCUGCGAGACAAUGAUAUUUACUUUAUUCCUCGUAACGUGAUCCACCAGUUCAAGACUGUGUCAGCGGUCACCAGCAUUGCGUGGCACUGUCGUCUCAGCCAUUACUACCCAGACAUCCCCGAGGAGGGGGAGGGAGUCAGUGUUGAAUCCAUUGCCAAGCCGUUAGAUUCUAGUAUCUCCACAGAAGAGACGGAAGAGAAACCUAAGAAAGUUUUGGAAGAGAAAAUCCAUUCUACAAACCAUCCUGAAAAGAAACCAAAGGUUCCUUCCUCACAUAGUGUAGAGAAAAAGGAGAAGUCGAGUCAUCAUCACUCAACUCCGGAUAAAAAAGACAAGGGACAUUCCUCUGGUACUUCAGAUAGGAGAGACAAAGUUCCAUCUCUUGCUACUCCCAGCAAAAAAAUCAAAGUUGUCUCAGGUGAGGUACAGGAUAAGAAAGACAAAGCGUCCUCAAGUGGUGGUACCCCAGAUAAGAGAGACAAAGUGUCCUCAAGUGGGACCCUGGAUAAGAGAGACAAAUUUUCUUCAAGUGGUACCCCAGUUAAGAAAGACAAAGUGUCCUCAAGUGGUACUCCCAAUAAUGGAGACAAAGCUCCAUCAGCUGGUACCCCAGACAGAAAGGAGUCUCACAAACACCAGAGUUCUGGUGAGAAGGGCUCCGAUAAAUCUCACAGGCACAGUAGUUCGUCCAGUGACCGAAGCAAAGAGAAAUCCUACAAACAUCAUUCUAGUUCAUCCAGUCAUUCAGACAAGUCCCUGAAACGGCCCCGGGAAGAGUCAGGAGACAAAGACAGUGAAGUGAAGAAAAAGCAUUCAAAAGACUCUCAUUCUGAUAAACACCCAAAACAUUCGGGCAUGGAAAAAGUUCAUAAACACUCAAGUUCUAAGUCCAGUCCUUCAAAAUCUCUCCUCCAUGGACAAAAUUCUGUAGAAAAAUCAUCCAAGCAUCACUCUGAUUCUCCUAAACGAGAGCACAGCGACAAGUCAAGAAAACAUCAUUCGAGUUCCUCAGGGAAAGAGAGUAGGGACAGAACACCUCAGAAGAGACCCAUGUCAUCUGGGGAUGGUCAAGGGGAAACGACGCCCAUGAAAAUGGCAAAGACAGAUCGGCAGCAAAGUGCAGAAAAAACUCCCACAAAGUUCUCAGUUUCUUAUUCCAGCCCAGAAAGCGGAAAGGAGAAAGGUCACCAGCAAUCUACCCCAAAGAAACACAGUCACAGCAACCAUUCAUUAUCCAGUGGGGGCAAGGCGGAGAAAUCUCAUCCAAAGCAAGCAGAUAGCAGCAACAGCAGCAGUGGUGGUGUUGGAGACAGUGAGAGGAAAGACAGAGUGAGUGAGAGUGAGAGAACAUCAAAGGUGUCACAAGUGAAGGAGGAAAAGUCAGAGGACAGAUCUGUAACUGUGUCUCAUUGCGAAAGCAGGAAUAACAAUAAUCUCCCAACUCCCACCUGUAAAAUGGAAGUUGAAGUCAGUAGUGAGAAAGUGACAGUGCAGACAGAAGAUGUCAGUGUGGGGAAUGAUCAGCAUCUUGUGGCAUCAGUCAGUGAAAAAUCAACUGAUAUUGUGGACAAAGUUGAAAAUGUGGAUCAGCCUUCAACAGACGUAGUUCAAGAAAAGACUCCUUUUCCUGUAGGAAAAAUUGAUGAAGAAACGGAUGUGGUGAAGUCUGAUAAACUGAGUCCAUGUGUUGUGGAUGAUCCAUCAGAUCUGAACUUGGAUAGAAACUCUACCGUGGAAAAAAACUCAGUUUUGGUGGAGACUAUGUCGAAUGGCUCCAACUCCAAGGUACCUGAAUGUAAAGAGUCACUGGAAUCUUCCACUAACAUUCAAUCUGUUGAUGUGGAGAAGAAAGAAACGUAGCGAAAUGUGGAAGGGAAUAUGGAUUUAAGGUUGUUUAUGCACUAAAAGGAUUAUAUAUUUUGAUUUCUUUCCAUGUAUUUUUCGAAAGAAUGACAUGGACAUCCAAAUCAUUUGGGUAUACUUCUAUUUGUGAGUAGAUUUCAACAGUUCUAAUGUUUUAUCAGAAAUCAAUGGUAUGCAAGCUAAAUGCAAUACAUGUAUUAUGUAUCACUGACAGUUUUAGUUGGUUUCAGUGUCCAAGCUGAUUCAUCAUUUGAAUUAAAAAAGAUCAAAUUGGAAAUAUAAAAUGUAUUUAUGAAUCUCAAUAUACAUUGUUUAAGAAAUGAGAAAAGUUCAAUACUUCCAUAUUUGGUACUUUGGUUUUGGGGAAUUUUGUUGAAUCCUCGGCAAAUUAAAGGGGAAGGAAACUAAAAAUAUGUUGUACAAUAAAUCAAUUAAUUAUUAUCUACUAUAAUUGUAAAUCGUAUUUAUUUUCAUUAAAAACCCCGGAACAAUGAAUAAAUCAAGAAAAUCGAUCGCUUAAUUUAAAUUUCCCGCCGCCAUUGAACUUUAAUCAAUGACCUCACACCAUCUAUUCCGGUUUGUUUUAUCAACAUAACAUCAUGAUAUUCGCUCUAAAUGACAAGUUCUGGAAAAUUUGAAACAAUAUUGAUUUGAGACCGUUCUUUUACCUUUCCAAACUACAAACUAACGUCAAAUGGAGCAUGUUCGUUGAAAUCUAAAAGCGGGGGUUAGUGUCGGAGAAAUCUCCGCGUAAAUGUGGAAAUUGUCAACAGAUGCCAAGUAUCAUAGAAAAUGUCUGCCGUCACAUGGUAAUUCCGAAUUUAAAGAAUGAAUUUUAAACAUCCCGAUUACAAUUAUAACAUUCAUUUAUUCAGGUAGCGAAGACCUUGACUUGGAAUAAAGAAUUUAAUCGAGGUUGUUUUCAACUUUGAAUGAUGGCAGAUUAAUAGCUGUCAUUUACUUAUAAAAAUGCAUAUAUUUAUGCAUACAAUGAUACAUGUAUUUAUUCUUUAGAUUGACGAGUGAACUCAAACAUUAUCAAUUUUGUUUAGUCGAUUAUUUGAGUAACAGAAAGGUAUAAACCAGCGUUAAUUAUAUUCAGAGCACUGUGUACAUUCAAUAGUAUAUGUAAACCAAACCGGAAUAGAUAGUGUGACGUCAAAAUAAUUAAUUUUUUUGGUUUUUUAUACAAAAGAGUUCUACAUCAUGUCAGCCUCCAGUAAAUACGAUUUCUCCAACUUCAAACGUUCGUUAAAGCUUAAUUACGUAUUUUAUGUUCAAAACAGCAUGACUACAUGUGAUAAUUUACACCACUUUAUUAAAAUAAAUAAAUUAUGUUUUUGACUUUCCUUCCCCUUUAAAGGAAGUAAAGAAAUGAUUACUAGGAUUUAUACAAAAUUAUUUGUUUUGUUCUAUCACUUAUUCUUUCUUUUGGACAAUGGUUCAUUUCAGGAUAGUUGUUUUUUUCCUGUCAGUAAUUUAUCAAACAUUACAAUUACAUUACUAUGUUUACAUUGGCUUUAAUGUACAUGAGCAAUUGGUUUUUUUUUAAUUCAGUCACAAAGGCAGCUACCUCUGAACAUACAAUUGUGUGUAAUUAUUUAUAUGAUUCCUUAUUGUGUACCAACCAAAAUCAUGUUACAUUUGAGAACUUCUCUACUGCCUAAUAAUGUUUUUUUUUUUUUUAGGUUGUUGUGAAUUUUAUGCAUAGAUUUGUAUAUGUACAUGUAUACAAAUGAAAAGAAAAGAACCUUGAGUAGAACAAUUAAAAGGGUUGGAUGGUCAGGACGAUUUCUAUACUUAAUUAAUCACCUAAGAAAAAGAGUACUGUUUAGAGAUUUAGAAAAAUAUUCUAAAGCUGAAAUACAUGUAUUUGGAAUUUUUGUUCCUAAACAAUUCAGUCAUUUAAAGCUACUAAAGAGAAAUAAUAUCUAAGUAUAAUAGGUAGAUCUGAUGGAAAUGACCUCAUUUGAUGUUUGAUAAAAGUACCUUGGCCAUUCUGUUUAUAUGAAAUCAUUCAACUUAUUUUGGGGCAAUUUUCAUGGAUUACCGAUUUUUCAUGAAUUCAUUUAUGGCAGAUUUGCAUGAAUGAAUAAUAAAUAAAAACUGUUGGAUUCAAAUUUGUCCCAAAUUGAGCAACAACAAGUUCUAAUGAUUCCACAGAAGAUUAUGGCAUUAAAAAAAAGUGCGCUCUUUGAUUAAAUUUCAUUGUACAACCAUGCUUGACCAUUCUGUAGAAAAUACAGAUACCCUCUCUUGAGCUUAAGAGA
Messenger RNA from Magallana angulata, 6404 nucleotides. RefSeq lists its product as uncharacterized. The transcript is spliced from 5 exons. NCBI's taxonomy places the organism in Eukaryota, Metazoa, Mollusca, Bivalvia, Ostreida, Ostreidae. Bases 34 to 4131 code for a protein of 1365 amino acids. Gene Ontology annotation, cellular component: nucleus. The record is from RefSeq and is a predicted model, not a curated record.